This is a messenger RNA of Photinus pyralis (common eastern firefly), 1521 nucleotides long. Its product is annotated as phenoloxidase-activating factor 2-like. Gene Ontology annotation, biological process: proteolysis. Gene Ontology annotation, molecular function: serine-type endopeptidase activity. NCBI's taxonomy places the organism in Eukaryota, Metazoa, Arthropoda, Insecta, Coleoptera, Lampyridae. The coding region runs from base 17 to 1225 and encodes 402 amino acids. The transcript has 2 exons. The record is from RefSeq and is a predicted model, not a curated record.
UAAACGUUUAAUAAAAAUGCACCGGGUUGAACUGGUCGGUUUGCUUGUAGCUAGCCUCCUAAUCGGUUCUCAUUCGCAUCGGUUCUCUAAAGGACAAUCUAGUAUCGCCUAUACGAUUGUAAAAACCUUUGACGAAAUUAGUAAUCAAAAUGAUAAACUAAAAACGAUAAUUAAAUCGUUUUUUGGCGAUCAGUCGACGUCAACUAAGGCGCCUGAGCCAGCGGAGGGAGAGUGCUUGUGUACACCUUUUUAUUUAUGUAAUAAUGGCGAAGUGAACAGAGAUGGGAGUAAACUUUUUGAACCUAGAUUACUUCAAGAGUCUGUAAAUCCCUGCAAAACCGUGGGAGAUAUCUGUUGCCAGUCACUUACUCGUAGUCCUCCUCUAAGAGAGAAAGACGACCGAAUAUCUGAUAACUAUUCUUGCGGAUAUGGAAGUGAAAUACCAGGAGAUUAUUACAUUUCUGAUCCUACCACGGCAAAGUUUGGUGAAUAUCCAUGGACCGCUUUAGUCUUGAAUUUAAAAAAUCAGUAUCAGUGUGUCGGUUCCCUAAUACAUCCCGAAGUUGUUCUUACUACGGCGCACUGUAUCAACGAUUCUGAAAACUAUAUUGCAAGAGUAGGACAAUGGAAUACUACAGGAAACAUUGAACCCUUAGCCCACCAAAAUAUGAGCGUAAAAUCAAUUGUCAAGCACCCCAAGUUUGUUUUUGAUAAUUUAAUCCACAACGCAGCCUUACUGUUUUUGGAAAAUCCUUUUAAGUUAGACAGGAAUGUGAAUACAGCUUGCUUAGCAGAUUCGUCUACGGUGCCGUAUACUCAGUUGAGGAAAUCGAAAUGUGCAGCUACAGGAUGGGGAAGUGAUGUCCCGAAAGGUAUUUACAGGAGGGCAAUGAAGAAAAUCGAAUUUUCGCUGAUUUCAAACCCCCUUUGUCAAAAUGAAUUUAGGAAAACUCGUUUAGGAAAAUGGUUUCAGCUACAUCAAACCUUCCUUUGUGCUUUUGGGAAAAAUGGAAGGGACUUGUGUUACGGUGAUGGAGGUGGUCCACUAGUUUGUGAAAUCUCACGACAACCGCUAAGAUAUCUGCAAGUUGGCAUUACAUCUUGGGGGCUUGGCUGUGCCAACAAUCUACCGUCGGUAUUUACUAAGGUUACGUCGAUUAAGCAUUGGAUUGAUCAAGAGAUGAGUGCACGUAAUUUGGACACCAGUUACUAUACGCCUAUGUAACACAAUGUAAUUUGACCUCAUUGUAUAACUUUAGCUAUUGAAUACUGUAACAAGUUUAACGUGACGUUUAAGUGCGUUCCACUGCACGCUUUUUUACCAAAAGGGUUAAACCUAAAUUUAUUUAAUAGGAAUAACUUGUACCUAAUCUUUAGCACGGCAUCCGUGCACUUUUAACACGGGAUCUGCAUCGGAAGUGAACACUUUUGGUGUGGAAAAACUAUGUCACAGUUCUGAUGCUGUUUAGUUUCAGUAGUUUGUUCGUCUGAAAAUAAAGAAUACCUUUCAGCUAUCUUCUA